UUACGUUUGUUUGGUCGUGUCCCACUCAGAAACUAAAUAUGGUGGCACCUUUAAUUCGAGAAUGGUGUGUGAUGAUAUCCAUGAUUUUGCAUCAUUUGGCGGUUGGAUUCGUCCUGUCAUACCCUGCGGUCCUUACACCGGCCAUUACUGCUGGUAAUACGAAUAACGACACUGACGUACGUGCCACUAAAGGAGAAGCUUCUUGGAUAGCGGCGGCCUUCAGCAUGACAGGCGGUGUCGGCUUCCUUCUGCUCCCUCCACUCAUGCAGAUCUACGGCAGAAGAUUCAUCAACGUCGUUAUGAAUCUGGUCAUCUUUAUAGGCUGGGUCAUCAUCGCCCUGUCCCCCAACGUCCCAACUAUUAUUGCAGGGAGAACUAUUCAAGGUUUGUCCUUUGGAGGGCUUUACAUCUGCAGUAUUUUAGCUGGAGAAUACAGUCAUCCGAAGCGAAGAGGAUUCUUCAUCAUAUUUAAGAUUUCAGCGACUGGUAUUGGUGAACUAAUUUGUCAUGGAUUUGGGUUCUCCUUGUCUUGGAGGCAGAUGGCCUGGCUGGCAUCUGCCCCACCAGCUUUAGCUGCUCUAGGAACUGUGGUGUGGCCAGAAAGUCCACAAUGGUUGGCUUAUAAGGGCCGCUUCGAUGAAUGUGUAACAUCGUUCGAGUGGCUUAGAGGAAACGAUAUGGAAGCGCAAAAAGAACUUAAAGAAAUGAUAACCGCGCAGCAAGAAUUGAGAAAUAUGAAAAAGUUGAGGAAAUCUGGAGCUUUGAUUAGGAACUUACAAGCGAUGAAGUCUAAAGAGUUUUUGAAACCUUUCACAGUGGUGUUGAUGUUGAUCAUCUUGACUCAAGUGUGUGGCAGACAUUAUCUGUUAGCUUAUGUGGUACAAAUAAUGAUCUCAUUAACGGGUGACAAGUCGCAGGCGUACUACUAUACGAUAGGGCUGGAUGUGAUGAAAAUCUUAGCUGUACUGACAACGAGUUACUUUGUGCGGAUAUACAAACGACGCCAUCUAUUGUUGUAUUCGAGUAUUGUGGCAUGCGUUUUACUGAGUUUAGUCUGUUUGUUUCAUUUAUGGCAACAGAAAGGUAUUCUGACUGUAACUUGGCUGACUCCGUUACUGUUGAUUCUAUACAACAUAGUGUGUUAUUUAGGUGUUAUACCAGUUUCUAUGGUGUUGAAGGGAGAAUUACUUCCCAUAGAAUACAAAGGAUUAGGAACAAGCGUUUUAGGAAUAUUCUAUGCUCUGUCAAGCAUGAUUUUGAUCAAAUCUACUUCAAUAAUGCUCGAUGCGAUGGACGCUCACGGAACAUUUGGAGUGUACACAGUAAUAGCAGUAAUUUGUAUCGGUGUUUUAUAUUUUAUUUUACCAGAAACUAAAGACAGGACAUUACAAGAUAUUGAGCUGGAGUUUGUAGAUAUUAAGAUGCCUAAAGAGGAUAAUUUAGAAAUGCGUACUGUGGCUAACAGUAAACUAAUGUCCGUUAGUUAAUUUUGACAAGUUUAUUGUUAAUGAAAUCGUUCAAAUUGAAAAAAAUAAUGUAA
Messenger RNA from Spodoptera litura, 1540 nucleotides. RefSeq names its product facilitated trehalose transporter Tret1-like. Gene Ontology annotation, biological process: transmembrane transport. Gene Ontology annotation, molecular function: transmembrane transporter activity. Gene Ontology annotation, cellular component: membrane. Lineage: Eukaryota; Metazoa; Arthropoda; Insecta; Lepidoptera; Noctuidae. The record is from RefSeq and is a predicted model, not a curated record.